Molecule: messenger RNA, 1910 nt
Organism: Ostrea edulis (European flat oyster)
Lineage: Eukaryota; Metazoa; Mollusca; Bivalvia; Ostreida; Ostreidae
Product: delta-aminolevulinic acid dehydratase-like
Exons: 7
Coding region: 85-1080 (331 amino acids)
Biological process (GO): heme biosynthetic process
Cellular component (GO): cytosol
Molecular function (GO): zinc ion binding; porphobilinogen synthase activity
Source: RefSeq, a predicted model, not a curated record
AUCGAGUAAGCCUCUCAACCGGAUGUCAACAAACCUUUUACAUUUCUGUCACUUGGCCAUAUCGCAUGGUAGUAGUUGGACAUAAUGUGUGAGCAUGCGAUUUUACACAGCGGGUACCACCAUCCCGUUUUACGUUCAUGGCAAACAACAAACACUCAGAUCAAAGCGGAGAAUUUAAUAUAUCCAUUAUUUAUUACAGAUGAGGAUGAUGAGGUACAGCCAGUUGCCAGUAUGCCAGGUGUUGCCAGAUAUGGCAUCAACACAUUGCGAGAAGCAUUGGAACCAAUGGUGAAAAAUGGCCUGAAAUGUGUGCUGAUCUUUGGUGUGCCCAGUAAAUUACCAAAGGAUAACAAUGGCACGGCUGCAGACACGCCCGACACACCUGCUAUCCUGGCCAUCAAAAUGCUGAGAAGCUGGUUCCCUGAUUUACUGGUGGCCUGUGAUGUGUGUCUCUGUCCGUACACCUGCCAUGGACACUGUGGCAUUUUACGUGAAGAUGGUAGUAUUCAAAAUGAUGCAAGCAUAAAGAGACUUGCAGAGAUCUCUGUAAACUAUGCUAAAGCUGGAUGCCAGAUCAUAGCCCCAUCAGACAUGAUGGAUGGAAGAAUUGGUGCUAUCAAAACAGCUCUGACUGAGGCAGGUUAUGGAAAUAGGGUGGCUGUGAUGAGUUACAGCGCAAAAUUUGCCUCAUCAUUCUAUGGACCAUUCAGAGAUGCUGCCAAAUCAGCACCUUCCUUUGGUGACAGGAAGGCUUACCAGCUGCCCUCGGGUGCCAUUGGUUUAGCCGAGCGUGCAGUGGACCGUGACGUGAAGGAAGGUGCAGACAUGUUGAUGGUCAAACCGGGUCUGGCUUACCUGGAUGUGGUCAAAAUGACCAAAGAAAAGUACCCCACACAUCCUCUGGCUAUUUAUCAAGUGUCUGGAGAAUAUGCCAUGCUGUACCAUGGAGCUAAAGCCGGUGCGUUCGAUUUGAAGACUACUCUUAUGGAGGUAUUGAGCAGCAUGAGACGAGCAGGAGCAGACAUUAUCAUCUCAUACUUCACGCCUCAGGUGCUCGAGUGGCUGAAAGCAGCGGACUGAAAUGUCAGAGGAAGCUUAACUUCACGAAAGGAAAAUCUAAAACAGAAAUUUUUAAUGAUUUCAUGCAGGAAUUGUAAAUACAAUAAUGGAAAAUAAUGAUAUUUAUUUUUCAAGAUGCUCUAAUUUGGAUAUAUAAUUCUAUGUCUGUUUUUCAAAAAUCAGAAUUGUUGACCAAGUGACAGCAGUUUCAGUUUAUUUUUUUUUUUAAACAAUUUGAUUUUAGACUGUCAAGUUUUAGAUUAUACAUGUAUAACAUCAUAAUUUUUGAUUGUGUAUUUAGAAAUUUGAACUUUGCAUGAUUUUGAUAGAAUAGUAUUUUAAUUAGAUAAUUCAUUGUGGUGAAGAGUUUGUGAAAAAGGAGAAGUGAAAGUAAUCCAUGAAAAGUUUACUUUCUGUUUCAUAACAAGUUUAUACUUUCUUUAUACUUGAAAAUGAAUGUGAUACAUAGAUUUAAAUUUCAUAAAAUUGGAGGGUGAGUUGGUGAACUAUGAUUUUAGAGUAUAUCAUAAUACAAGUUUGUGUUCAAUAUAAUAUAUCACAUGGCUGCAUCUUGUACACUGCCCAUUAUCAAGACAGAGGAAGAUCUGAGUGAACUGUGCGUUUGUGGUGGUAUGAAUUUAUAAAAGUGAUUUUAAUGUGGUGGCAUUACAAUGGCACAUAUCCUAAAGACUUCUAGUGUCUGAAUUAUGUGUUUUGUUCACUAAUUACAGGUAGAAGGUCUAGUUUGUAUUCCUUCUUACGGGAAUAUUAAACAAAGUUAAUAAUGUAUGUGAAAAUUUUAAAACAAAUAAAUUGUUGAUAAUUGAAAAUAAAUUAUAUAAAUGUUCCAA